AUGGCCUACAAGGAAAGGCUCAGCUGGGUACAAUACAUUGCAUCAAAGAGAAAAUCCUACAUGCUAUGCGAAUCGUCAACUGGCUACAUUUGGAAUUCAGUCAUUUACGCUGGAAAAGGAACAAAAUUCAAUCCAAAAUACAGCCGCUAUGGAAUGGCAGCAUCUUCUGUUAAUUCACUCAUUGAGCUAUUGCUAAAUCAGGGCUAUUGCGUAACCCCCGACAACUUUUAUACGUCUCCUCCUGAAUUUUGCGUUUCUUCUGCAAAACAAAACGAUGCCUUUGGAACCAUUAGGGCUAACCUGCGUGACAUGCCACCAAUGUUUGGCAAUAAGAAGCUGAAGACUGGAGAAAUGGUUGCCUGGCAAAAAGGCAAAAUGAUGGCACUGCGAUGGCGUGACGAGAAAGAUGUGUGCCUAAUGAGUACAGUUCAUAAUACCUCCACUGUUAUGGUACGCAUGAAAGGUGGGAAAGAAAUUAUGAAGCCACAAGUAGUGAUCGACUACAAUAACACCAUAGGGGGUGUCGACAGAGGCGACCAAGCAAUGACAUUCUACCCAGCAAUGAGGAAACAGCAAAAUAAGUAA
This is a messenger RNA of Pelobates cultripes (western spadefoot toad), 585 nucleotides long. NCBI's taxonomy places the organism in Eukaryota, Metazoa, Chordata, Amphibia, Anura, Pelobatidae. The record is from the annotation of a GenBank genome assembly.